AACACCGCUCUCAUUCCAGCCCCCUACUGUCGCACUCUUGCCCCCUUCCCCCCACCCGGUGGUACCAUGGCGUCUGGCGAGGAGGACGGAGCGGUGGAGGAGAAAGAAACUAAUAACAAGAAAAAGCGGACGAAAAGCGCCAUCGCCACCGCAUGGCUCACGUUCUACAACAUCGCCAUGACGGCCGGGUGGCUGGUGCUGGCUCUUGCGAUGGCUCGGUACUAUCUCCAGAAAGGCACACAUAAGGGCGUGUACAGAAGUAUAGCAAGGACACUUAAGUUUUUCCAGACAUUUGCUGUGCUAGAGGUUGGGCACUGUGCAAUUGGAAUUGUGCGGACAUCUGUGAUUGUGACUGGGGUCCAAGUGUGCUCCCGGAUAUUCAUGGUUUGGUUCAUCACUAAUAGUAUCAGACAGGUCCAGAAUCAGGAGAGUGUGAUAUUGUUUCUGGUGGUGUGGACAGUCACCGAGAUCACACGUUACUCCUUCUACACCUUCAAACUGCUUAACCAUCUGCCAUACUUCAUCAAAUGGGCCAGAUACAACCUCUUCAUUGUCAUGUAUCCUUUGGGUGUGAUUGGUGAACUGAUGACCAUAUAUGCUGCUCUACCAUAUGUUCGGAGAUCAGGCAUGUACUCUUUGAGGCUCCCGAAUAAGUACAACGUCUCCUUUGACUACUACUACUUCCUCAUCAUCGUAAUGCUGUCCUACAUCCCACUAUUUCCUCAGUUAUAUUUCCACAUGCUGCGCCAGAGGAGAAGGGUGCUUCAUGGAGAGGUUAUAGUGGAGAAAGACGAGUAGAGAAAGACCAUGCUGAACCACCAGAUAGCAAUCAGUGAAUGCUCAGAAAACCUCCACACAGUCUUCAGUUCGUGGUGAAGAACACUAGAUAACAUCAGACUGUACCAUUCUGUCUGCAGGGUUACCCCAACCCAAAACCAUUCAACAAAUUCAAUAAAUUUGAAUUGCUUGAGUACCCAUCUAUAGAUCACAUAAAUCUCUCCUCAGUUACUGAGACAGGCCCCACCAGACCCAUCAACUACAUGCUUUUCACUUGGACGGAAAUGCUAUCAGUUUUAUCAUCAGAUAUCACCAUAGUGCAUACAAGAUAAAAAACAUUUAGGAUGAAAUCUUUGACUAUAUUUCCUCUGCUUCAUCACAAAGAUGGACUGCCUCUGGAUUACUCUCCUUCUGUUUCGGAUUACGUCUUUUUUUCUAUACUCUGUAGUCUGGACUGAAUCUCACCUUUGUACUGGAUUAAAUCUCUUCUCUAGUUUGGACAUAAUCUCACCUUCGACUGGACAUGAUGAUUGGAUGAAACAAUCUCUGGUCUGUAUUAAAUUGCUGUGUUUCUGCCCUUUCAAAGAAAAGGUAAAGUAACCAGCUAGCUAAACGUC
Messenger RNA from Pygocentrus nattereri (red-bellied piranha), 1394 nucleotides. It is a transcript of the gene hacd1, whose product is annotated as 3-hydroxyacyl-CoA dehydratase 1. The transcript has 7 exons. Gene Ontology annotation, molecular function: 3-hydroxyacyl-CoA dehydratase activity. Gene Ontology annotation, biological process: fatty acid elongation; very long-chain fatty acid biosynthetic process; sphingolipid biosynthetic process. The record is from RefSeq and is a predicted model, not a curated record. Gene Ontology annotation, cellular component: endoplasmic reticulum membrane. The coding region runs from base 67 to 798 and encodes 243 amino acids. NCBI's taxonomy places the organism in Eukaryota, Metazoa, Chordata, Actinopteri, Characiformes, Serrasalmidae.